This is a messenger RNA of Sapajus apella (tufted capuchin), 4610 nucleotides long. RefSeq names its product regulator of telomere elongation helicase 1 (gene RTEL1). Gene Ontology annotation, biological process: DNA replication; negative regulation of DNA recombination; negative regulation of t-circle formation. Lineage: Eukaryota; Metazoa; Chordata; Mammalia; Primates; Cebidae. Bases 316 to 4233 code for a protein of 1305 amino acids. Gene Ontology annotation, cellular component: nucleus. Gene Ontology annotation, molecular function: DNA polymerase binding; hydrolase activity, acting on acid anhydrides, in phosphorus-containing anhydrides; DNA binding. The transcript is spliced from 34 exons. The record is from RefSeq and is a predicted model, not a curated record.
CCUCGAGCGCCUCCGUCCCCGCCGGCCCCUCGUGCUGGGGCGUGCCCGGGCUGUCCUCCACCCUCUCCGCAGGAGGGACUUGUGGAAAUGCCCAGGAAAGCCCGUGCCCACAAAGGCUGUCUGCAGACAGGUCUUUCUUUUUUCCAGGCUUUGCCGUAGGGAUUCUGGAGGAGAGCAGCUGUGUCCCGGGGCACAGGCUCGCGUCGACCGCCAGGCGUGGCUGAGACCCCGGGACCUUCGGAGUGGUGUUUUCGCACAGACCCGAAUCAGCCUGCCCCGCAGCGACGCGCUCAGCCCUCCUGAGAACAGGCUGAUAUGCCCAAGAUAGUCCUGAAUGGUGUGACCGUAGACUUCCCUUUCCAGCCCUACAAAUGCCAGCAGGAGUACAUGGCCAAGGUCCUGGAGUGUCUGCAGAAGAAGGUGAAUGGCAUCCUGGAGAGCCCCACAGGCACAGGGAAGACGCUGUGCCUCCUGUGCACCACCCUGGCCUGGCGAGAACACCUCCGAGACACCAUCUCUGCCCGCAAGAUUGCCGAGAGGAUGCAAGGGGAGCUUUUCCCAGAUCGGGCCUUGUCAUCCUGGGGCAGUGCUGCUGCUGCUGAUAGAGACCCCAUAGCUUGCUACACGGACAUCCCAAAGAUCAUUUACGCCUCCAGGACCCACUCGCAACUCACCCAGGUCAUCAGCGAGCUUCGGAACACCUCCUACCGGCCUAAGGUGUGUGUGCUGGGCUCCCGGGAGCAGCUGUGCAUCCACCCUGAAGUGAAGAAGCAGGAGAGUAACCACAUGCAGAUCCACUUGUGUCGAAAGAAGGUUGCAAGUCGUUCCUGUCAUUUCUACAACAACGUGGAAGAGAAGAGCCUGGAGCAGGAGCUGGCCAGCCCCAUCCUGGACAUCGAGGACUUGGUCAAGAGCGGAAGCAGGCACAGGGUGUGUCCUUACUACCUGUCCCGGAACCUGAAGCAGCAGGCCGACAUCAUCUUCAUGCCGUACAAUUACUUGUUGGAUGCCAAGGUGGGGGCUCAGUCUGUGCAUCUAGUGACUCCUGAUGUCCAGGGGACAGUUGUGUUUGGACCUGCUUGUGACCUGGAGAAGAUGUGUGAAGAAUCGGCAUCAUUUGACCUUACCCCCCAUGACCUGGCUUCAGGACUGGACGUCAUAGACCGGGUGCUGGAGGAGCAAACCAAGGCAGCGCAGCAGGGCGAUCCCCACCCGGAGUUCAGCGCGGACACCCCCAGCUCAGGACUGAACAUGGAGCUGGAAGACAUUGCAAAGCUGAAGAUGAUUCUGCUCCGCCUGGAGGGGGCCAUCGAUGCCAUUGAACUGCCUGGAGACAACAGUGGAGUCACCAAGCCAGGGAGCUACAUCUUUGAGCUGUUUGCUGAAGCCCAGCUCACGUUUCAGACCAAGGGCUGCAUCCUGGACUCGCUGGACCAGAUCAUCCAGCACCUGGCAGGACGUGCUGGAGUGUUCACCAACACAGCUGGACUGCAGAAGCUGGCGGACAUCAUCCAGAUCGUGUUCAGUGUGGACCCCUCUGAGGGCGGCCCUGGUUUCCUGGAGGGGCUGGGGGCCUUACGGUCCUAUAAGGUACACAUCCAUCCUGAUGCCGGUCACCGGAGGGCAGCUCAGCGGUCUGACGCCUGGAGCACCACUGCAGCCAGAAAGCCAGGGAAGGUGCUGAGCUACUGGUGCUUCAGUCCUGGCCACAGCAUGCGCGAGCUGGUCCGCCAGGGCGUCCGCGCCCUGAUCCUCACCAGCGGCACGCUGGCCCCGGUGUCCUCCUUUGCCCUGGAGAUGCAGAUCCCUUUCCCAGUCUGCCUGGAGAACCCACACAUCAUUGACAAGCACCAGAUCUGGGUAGGGGUCGUCCCCAGAGGCCCGGACGGAGCCCAGUUGAGCUCUGCGUUUGACAGGCGGUUUUCUGAGGAGUGCCUGUCCUCCCUGGGGAAGGCUCUGGGCAACAUCGCCCGCGUGGUCCCCUGCGGGCUCCUCGUCUUCUUCCCUUCUUAUCCCGUCAUGGAAAAAAGCCUGGAGUUCUGGCGGGCCCGAGACUUGGCCAGGAAGAUAGAGGCACUGAAGCCACUGUUUGUGGAACCCAGGAGCAAAGUCAGCUUCUCUGAGACCAUUAGUGCUUACUACGAGAGGGUCACCGCUCCCGGGUCCACCGGCGCCGCCUUCCUGGCUGUGUGCCGGGGCAAGGCCAGCGAGGGGCUGGACUUCUCAGACACGAAUGGCCGUGGUGUGAUCAUCACGGGCCUCCCAUACCCCCCGCGCAUGGAUCCCCGGGUUGUCCUCAAGAUGCAGUUCCUGGAUGAGAUGAAGGGCCAGGGUGGGGCUGGGGGCCAGUUUCUCUCUGGGCAGGAAUGGUACCGGCAGCAGGCGUCCAGGGCUGUGAACCAGGCCAUCGGGCGAGUGAUCCGGCACCGCCAGGACUACGGGGCUGUCUUCCUCUGUGACCACAGGUUCGCCUUUGCCGAUGCCAGAGCCCAGCUGCCCUCCUGGGUACGCCCCCAUGUCAGGGUGUACGACAACUUUGGCCACGUCAUCCGAGACGUGGUCCAGUUCUUCCGUGUUGCUGAGCGAAGUAUGCCAGCACCGGCCCCCCGGGCUGCAGCAUCCAGCUUGAGUGAGAAAGAUGAUGAUGUCAGGGUGGCCAAGUCGCCUGGCGCCCUCCUUUCCACCAGGAAAGCUAAGAGUCUGGACCUGCAUGUCCCCAGCCUGAAGCAGAAGCCCUCAGGGUCGCCAACUGUUGAGGACCCCGAGGGCAGCCUGUGUGUGGAGUAUGAGCAGGAGCCUGUCCCUGCCGGGCAGAGGCCCAAAGGGCUGCUGGCUGCCCUGGAGCACAGCGAGCAGCAGGCUGGGGGCCCCGGCGAGGAGCAGGCCCACAGGCACUCCACCCUGUCCCUCCCACCUGAGAAGAGGCUGGCAGAGGAGCCACGAGCAGGGAGGAGGAAGAUCCGGCUGGUCAGCCACCCGGAGGAGCCCGUGGCUGGUCCACAGGUGGACAGGGCCAAGCUCUUCAUGGUGGCUGUGAAGCAGGAGCUGAGCCAGGCCAACUUUGCCACUUUCACCCAGGCCCUGCAGGACUACAAGGGCUCCGAUGACUUCACUGCCCUGGUGGCCUGUCUCCGCCCCCUCUUUGCUGAGGACCCCAAGAAGCACAGCCUGCUCCAAGGUUUCUACCAGUUUGUGAGGCCCCACCACAAGCAGCAGUUUGAGGAGGUUUGCAUCCAGCUAACAGGACGAAGCUGUGGCUAUCGGCCUGAGCACAGCAUUCCCCGAAGGCAGCGGGCACAGCCAGCUCUGGACCCCACUGGAAGGAUGGCACCGGAUCCCAAGCUGACCCUGUCCAAGGCUGCGGCCCAGCAGCUGGACCCCAGAGAGCACCUGAACCAGGGCGGGCCCCACCUGACCCCCACACCACCCCCCAAAGGGGACCCUGAUGGCCACCCACAGUGGGGGUCUGGAGCACGCAGAGCAGGGAAGCAGGGCCAGCGCGCCGUGAGUGCCUACCUGGCAGAUGCCCGCCAGGCCCUGGGGUCUGCAGGCUGUAGCCAGCUCCUGGCAGCGCUGAGAGCCUACAAGCAGGAUGACGACCUGGACAAGGUGCUGGCCGUGCUGGCUGCCCUGACCACUGAGAGGCCCGAGGACUUCCCCCUGCUGCAGAGGUUCAGCAUGUUCGUGCGUCCACACCACAAGCAGCACUUCUUGCAGACGUGCACAGACCUGACUGGCUGGCCCCACAGGGGUACAGAGCUGCCGGGACCCCAGGAGGAGAGCCUUGGCAUGCCUCCUGUGCUCGCUCACCGGACUCGCCGACCAGGCCCCUCAUGGCCAGAGAAGGCCGGGAAGACGCAGAGCAAGAUCUCGUCCUUCCUUAGACAGAGGCCGGCGGGGGCCGUGGAGGCGGACGGUUCAGCGGCAGGGCCCAGCCAGUCCUCCAGACCUCCCCACGGGCCUGCAGCAUCUGAGUGGGGUGAGCCUCAUGGGAGAGGCCUCGCUGGGCAGCAGGCCGCGGGAGCUCCGGGAGGAGGGCCCCUCUCAGCGGGCUGUGUGUGUCGGGGCUGCAGGGCGGAGGACGUGGUGCCCUUCCGGUGCCCUGCCUGUGACUUCCAGCGCUGCCAGGCCUGCUGGCAACGGCACCUUCAGGCCUCUAGAACGUGCCCAGCCUGCCACAACGCCUGCAGGAGGCAGAGCAUCAUGCAGGUCUUCUGGCCGGAGCCCCAGUGAGUGCCCAUGGAGGCCGUCAGCACGCCCAAUGUGGCUUGAUCAACUGCUUGUCCAGCUCCAGUGGGCCAAGAACCCACCCAACAGAACAGGCCCACCUGUGCCUGCCUGGCCUGUUGCAGGUGCCCGGCAGGCGGGGCCCAUGGUUGGUCACUGCAGUGGAGCAAGAUCUGGACUUGCCUCUGAGAAGCCCUGAGCUACCUUAGGGUCUGGGGUGGGUUUCUGGGAAAGUGUUUCCCAGAACUUUCCCUGGCUCCUAGCCUGUGAGUGGUACCCAAGAGGCGUCCCAGCUGAGCCCCUGACAGGAAGGAGGCCCCUGUGGGCAUGUGUCCAUUUUUAUUUGGGACAGGGCUCUCUAAUAAAACUGCUGGCAGUGCCCA